CGGGAUAGCACUGUCACCAAAAAAUGGCCUCUCUUGACAGAGUAAAAGUAUUAGUUUUAGGAGAUUCCGGGGUGGGCAAAUCUUCCUUGGUCCAUCUUCUUUGUCAGAAUCAAGUGUUAGGAAAUCCAUCAUGGACUGUUGGUUGCUCCGUGGAUGUACGGGUUCAAGACUAUAAGGAGGGAACCCCAGAAGAGAAAACCUACUACAUUGAACUCUGGGAUGUCGGAGGAUCUGUGGGCAGUGCUAGCAGUGUCAAAAGCACCAGAGCAGUCUUCUAUAAUUCAGUGAAUGGAAUUAUAUUGGUACAUGAUCUGACAAAUAAGAAAUCCUCUCAGAAUCUUUACCGCUGGUCACUAGAAGCGUUGAACAAGGAUUCCUCUCCAACAGGAGUCAUUGUCUCAAACGGUGACUAUGAUAGAGAGCAGUUUGCUGAGAACCCAGUGCCUUUGCUGCUAAUUGGCACCAAGUUUGACCAGAUCCCAGAGAACAAACGCAAUGAAGUUCUCACCCGAACAGCCUUCCUGUCUGAAGACUUCAAUGCAGAGGAGAUCAAUCUCGACUGCACUAACCCGAGAUACCUUGCUGCAGGCACAUCAAAUGCAGUGAAACUUAGCAGGUUCUUUGACAAGGUAAUAGAAAAGAGAUAUUUCACAAGAGAUCCAAGUCAGAUGACGGGCUUCACAGACAGAAAACGGUUCAACUUCAAAAGUUUGCACUAUGACUGAUACUGAGGCAUCGAUGCUUCAGCAGUGGUCUGGGUUUUGGUCAUAAGGCUCGUGGGCUUUUACACCACAACCAUCAGACUCAGUGAAACACUUUCUAUAUCUGUCCUCCCUCUCCUCGCCAUCGAUACACCAUCAUACUUUUCUCUUUCAUGCUAAUCAGUCUAAACAUGUUUUCAUCUGGUAUCAUAUAAAGAUUCUAACCUACGCAACAAAAUAAUAGAUAAAAAAUUUUAAUGAGUUUUAAAAAUUAAAGAUAAAUAUGUACAUAGCCCAUAAAACUUUGCAUAAAACUUUGCACAAAAAGGAAUUGAAGCUUUUUUUCAGAAAUGAAAGAGAUGUGCUCUAGCAAGAUGGCAUGAAAGGACAUAGGCACACGCUAUCGAUGUACAGUAAGAUUUUGUGUUAAAUUAUCCAAUUUCAACAAUUCUGUAAUGCCAGAUAUUUUUUUUAAGCAAUCAUUGUGCUUUUUGUUCACAUCAUCAAUUAACUCCAUACUUAAUUAAGCCAUGUUAUUUAAUAAGCAAGUGAAGAAAGGACAACAUUCUUGGCCUCUGAAUAGUAGCUCAGGCAACAUUCCCCUUUCGUUUCAUGAUUUCCUUAAUCCAGGGAAGAAAGAAACUUAUUUUAGUGAAGACAUGGGGAUACUUUGGAUUAUUGCAUUCGUUUUGGACAGUAAAGGCUGUUAUACCCUGAGGCUUGCUGUUGCAGAUAAGUGGUCCACCGGAAUCACCCUAGGAAAAAGUCAACAGAAAGACUUAAUUGAUUAGUCUGUGAAAAGAUGACAAAUGUUUUUCAAGAAUAAAUUAAAUGAGUUGGUGAAAUCUUC
Toxotes jaculatrix (banded archerfish) is the source of this 1551-nucleotide messenger RNA. RefSeq names its product RAB, member of RAS oncogene family-like 3 (gene rabl3). Gene Ontology annotation, biological process: intracellular protein transport. Gene Ontology annotation, molecular function: GTPase activity. The record is from RefSeq and is a predicted model, not a curated record. The transcript has 8 exons. Gene Ontology annotation, cellular component: endomembrane system. NCBI's taxonomy places the organism in Eukaryota, Metazoa, Chordata, Actinopteri, Toxotidae. The coding region runs from base 24 to 725 and encodes 233 amino acids.